Parascedosporium putredinis is the source of this 711-nucleotide messenger RNA. The record is from the annotation of a GenBank genome assembly. Lineage: Eukaryota; Fungi; Ascomycota; Sordariomycetes; Microascales; Microascaceae.
AUGACGUCGCGCUUUGUUUCCGGCGGCGCCAUUGACUCUGCGAGCGGCGAGCGCAUCGAAGGAGCGGCCCCCACAGACGGAGAGGCGGCUGUGGGUAAGAACAACGCCGAGUGGGAAGCGGUGCAGAAAGAAGUCGAGGAGACGAGGAAAAGGCGGGAAGAAGCGCGGAAAUUGGAAGAAUCCGGCGAGCAAAAGAGUUUGUUCGAUAUACUCCAAGCGAACAAAGCUGCCAAGCAGGCAGCCUUUGAAGAAAAGACCAAGAUCCGGAACCAGUUCCGCGCCCUGGACGACGACGAGAUAGAGUUUCUUGAUGAAGUGCGUGCGUCGAAGAGGGCUGAGGAGGAGCGGCUGAAGAGGGAGACGGAGGAAGGGUUAAGGGCGUUUCGCCAAGCUCAGAAGGGCGGUCCGGGGGCGGAUGCUCAGGAGGCUGACGACGAAGACGGCGCCUUGGAGAUUGGGGAGGACUGGGGAGUGGGUAGGAAGAGGAAGCGGAUUAGAGAAAAGGACGGGGUUAAGGGCUUGAGGAGGAGGGUCAGCGGUUCGGACGAGGUACCCAAGAGUCAACGGGGCGGCCAGAUAUCGGAACCAUCGACUGGGGAAGACACGCCAAAAGCGCCAGCCGAAGCUGAGAAGAAGAAACCUGAGGUGGCCGCGAAACCGAAACUUGGAGGCCUUGUGGAUUAUGGUUCGGAUGAUGAGGAUGAUGAGUAG